GCGAAAGGAUCCAAGUCAGCGGUACCAGCUACGCCGGUGAAGUCGGGACUAGGAUCGGCCGAAGGUUCGUCAACGAUCGCGAGUGACUUAACGUCUCGGUUGUCGACGAUCUCCGAAAGGUCGGUCAGUUUCGAAGAGUCGGUCGACGAAGAUUCGGACGCCAAGGAUGACAUGAUGAUGGACUAUGAUGACCUGGAGGAGAAGACUCCAGCGCCGACGCAGGAGUACGGGGACGAAGAAGAUGCGAUGCUGUCCGCGGGACGCAGCGGAGGCUCGCGCUCCGUGUCCCGGAACCUCGUCGCGGAAUUUGAUGAAGUGGCGAAACCCGACCAUGCGGACGACGACUUUGAGGAUGGCAACGAGACCUCGGCUUCGAGAGCUCUGGUGCAGGUUACUAAGGGUCCUCAAGAAUCCCGCGGAAGUCGGCCCGCUAUGAACAGCAGCACUCCAGCUGCGAACAAAGUGCUCGGCAGAAUGCUCGAGCAGAUGGUGGAGUCGAGUGAGUGGAUAUGGCAGUUCAAUCCCGAGAUGACGCGUCAAGCAACUUGGGCUGAGCUGAAGGAGGAGUUGCAACACCCCGUUGAGUCGACCUCGGUUACGCAGGUGUUAUGA
Molecule: messenger RNA, 612 nt
Organism: Phytophthora sojae
Lineage: Eukaryota; Oomycota; Peronosporomycetes; Peronosporales; Peronosporaceae
Exons: 1
Source: RefSeq, a predicted model, not a curated record